Messenger RNA from Anguilla anguilla (European eel), 4805 nucleotides. RefSeq names its product ArfGAP with SH3 domain, ankyrin repeat and PH domain 1a (gene asap1a). The record is from RefSeq and is a predicted model, not a curated record. Lineage: Eukaryota; Metazoa; Chordata; Actinopteri; Anguilliformes; Anguillidae. Gene Ontology annotation, biological process: positive regulation of GTPase activity. The transcript is spliced from 29 exons. Gene Ontology annotation, cellular component: cytoplasm. Gene Ontology annotation, molecular function: protein binding; GTPase activator activity. The coding region runs from base 611 to 3982 and encodes 1123 amino acids.
CAUGCGCAGAGUUCUUCCUUGUUUAUCCCCGUGAUUGACGGUGGGUGGGUGGAAGCCAAGGCAGAGGGAGUUUGCGUGCUUGUGUCAGAAAGCAGAGAUCGUACGGGGAGGAAAACCGGGGAAAGAAAGAGGGGAAAAAAUAGCCGAAAACGCACUGGCUGAAAGGAACGCUUCAGUAAUCGUUUGCUUUAUUCUCGAACAUAGCCACGACAGUAACGGCAGGAUAUUAGAAUACCGGAAAACGGAAUGAGGACAUCUGUUACCCCAUCUUACAGCGUAUGUCGGUGGAGCAAGGGACAAAACUGAACCGUUGUUUUGUGGAUAGGUUACAAUUAAUCAUAAGCAGAGACUGUAAAGACAGGAGGCGAUUGAAAUUGUGCACAGUCCCCAUCAUCAAGGGGACAGAAAAGUCUGCAAGGAAGCAAUUCAAUGAACCAAAAAAUAUUAGAUUUAUUAUAAAUUAUAUAAUCGUUCGUGCUGUUUAUCAUUUAGUUUCCUUUCCCAUUUUAGAGGAAGGUGUCUGGACAUUCACUUCCUAAGUUGUUUUUAAUGAUUCAGGUUUCCUGAAAUUUUCUCCAUCCUUUUUUUCUGGGCGAUUGCGUGCGGAAGAAUGCCGGAUCAGAUCUCGGUGUCCGAGUUUCUUUCGGAAACAACGGAGGAUUACAACUCUCCCACGACGUCCAGCUUUACGACCCGCCUGCAGAGCUGUCGGAACACCGUUAAUGUUCUGGAAGAGGCUUUGGAUCAAGAUCGAACGGCGCUCCAGAAGGUGAAGAAAUCCGUCAAAGCCAUCUACAACUCGGGCCAAGAGCAUGUGCAGAACGAGGAGAACUACGCACAGGCGCUGGACAAGUUCGGCAGCAACUUCAUCACCCGGGACAACCCCGACCUGGGCACGGCCUUCGUCAAGUUCUCCACGCUCACCAAGGAGCUGUCCACCCUGCUCAAGAACCUGCUCCAGAACCUGAGCCACAAUGUGAUCUUCACCCUGGACUCCCUGCUGAAAGGGGACCUCAAAGGAGUAAAGGGGGAUAUCAAGAAGCCGUUCGAUAAGGCGUGGAAGGACUACGAAGCCAAGUUCACGAAGAUCGAGAAGGAGAAGCGGGAGCACGCGAAGCAGCACGGAAUGAUCCGCACCGAGAUCACCGGCGCCGAGAUCGCCGAGGAGAUGGAGAAGGAGCGCCGACUCUUCCAGCUGCAGAUGUGCGAGUACCUGAUCAAAGUGAACGAGAUCAAGACCAAGAAGGGGGUGGACCUUCUGCAGAACCUGAUCAAGUAUUACCACGCGCAGUGCAACUUUUUCCAGGAUGGCCUGAAAACUGCGGACAAGCUGAAACAGUACAUCGAGAAACUGGCAGCCGACCUGUAUAAUAUUAAACAGACGCAGGACGAGGAGAAGAAGCAGCUGACUGCCCUGCGGGAUCUCAUUAAGUCCUCUCUCCAGCUGGACCAGAAGGAGUCGAGGAGAGACUCUCAGAGCAAGCAGGGUGGAUACAGCAUGCAUCAGCUACAGGGAAACAAGGAGUUUGGCAGUGAGAAGAAGGGAUAUCUGAUGAAGAAGAGCGAUGGGCUGCGGAAGGUCUGGCAGAGGCGGAAGUGUUCGGUGAAGAGCGGCAUCCUCACCAUCUCGCACGCCACGUCCAACAGGCAGCCCGUGAGACUCAACCUGCUCACCUGCCAGGUGAAACCAAGCGGGGAGGACAAGAAGUGCUUCGACCUCAUUUCCCAUAAUCGGACGUAUCACUUCCAAGCAGAAGAUGAACAAGAGUUUGUGAUCUGGAUCUCGGUGCUGACCAAUAGCAAGGAGGAGGCCCUGAACAUGGCGUUCCGCGACGACCAGAGCGCCGGGGACGACAGCCUGGAGGACCUGGCCAAGGCCAUCAUCGACGACGUGCUGCGCAUGCCCGGCAACGAGGUCUGCUGCGACUGCGGGGCUGCAGACCCAAAAUGGCUGUCAACCAACUUGGGGAUCCUGACGUGUAUCGAGUGCUCCGGCAUCCACAGAGAAAUGGGGGUGCACAUCUCACGCAUCCAGUCCAUGGAGCUCGAUAAAUUGGGAACUUCUGAACUCUUGCUGGCCAAGAACAUAGGAAACGCUAGUUUUAAUGAAAUUCUCGAAGGAAGCCUCCCCUGUCCUUCACCAAAGCCUACCCCGUCCAGCGACAUGACGGUGCGGAAGGAGUUCAUCAACGCCAAGUACGUGGACCACAAGUUCGCCCGGAAGAACUGCGUCUCCGCGGCGGCCAAGAUGAGCGAGCUGUGCGACGCCGUGAAGUCCCGCCACCUGCUGGCGCUCGUCCAGGUCUACGCCGAGGGGGUGGAGCUUAUGGAGCCGCUGCCCGAGACCGGCCUGGAACCUGGAGAAACUGCGCUCCACUUCUCUGUGCGGACAGCGGACCAGACCUCCCUGCACCUGGUCGACUUCCUGGUACAGAACAGUGGGAACCUGGACAAGCAGACGGAGAGGGGGAACACGGCCCUGCACUACUGCUGCCUGUAUGAGAAGCCCGAGUGCCUGAAGCUGCUGCUGAGGGGCAAGCCAGCCACCGACAUCACCAAUCAGGGCGGGGAGACUGCGCUGGACAUUGCCAGGAGACUGAAGAACUCCCAGUGUGAAGAACCGCUGGUGGAGGUGGCCGCUGGGAAGUUCAACCCUCACGUGCACGUGGAGUACGAGUGGAACCUGCGCCUGGAGGAGAUCGACGAGAGCGACGACGACCUCGACGACAAGCCCAGCCCCAUUAAGAAGGAGCGCUCCCCCCGCCCCCAGAGCUUCUGCCACCCGUCCCCCCAGGACAAGCUGUCCCUGCCCGGUUACUCCGCCCACCGCGACAAGCAGCGGCUCUCCUACGGGGCCUUCACCAAUCAGACGUACAGCCCCUCCACCGACUCGCCCACCUCGCCCACCGUCGACGCCCCCCCGCUGCCCCCCAGGAACGCCGGCAAAGCUCCCUCCUCCUCCUCCUCCUCCUCCGGCCCUCCCUCCUCCCUCCCUCUGAGCUCACAGACCCCUGGGGGGAGCUCCACCCUGUCCAAGAAGAGGCCGCCGCCCCCUCCCCCUGGACACAAACGCACCCUGUCCGACCCGCCCAGCCCGCUACCUCACGGCCCCCAGAGUAGAGGUGGGAUCCCCUGGGGUGAGUCAGGGAACGACUCCACUCCCCCUCCCACAAACAGGACGUCCCCCGCGAGCAAGUUUGAGGGCAUUCCGCAGCAGCAAAGUGCUACUUCCAGUAACACAAAAUCUACACUUGGUCCAAGGGUUCUUCCCAAACUACCUCAGAAAGUGGCAUUGCGGAAAAUCGACACCAUCCAUCUCCCGUCCGUGGACAAGCCGAGCCAGCCCCCUGAACCCUUCCAGAAGCCUCCGCAGACGGCGGAGACACCCCAAAAAGCCCCCCCGGCGGAGAAGCCCCAAAUAAGCGACCUUCCCCCCAAACCUCAAGUCUCCGACUUGCCCCCAAAGCCCCAGCUGUCUGACCUACCCCCCAAACCUCAGCUGGGCGACCUGCCCCCAAAACCCCAGCUCAAGGACCUCCCGCCCAAGCCGCAGCUCUCCGAUGUCCCCCCGAAGCCCGCCGCCGCCGCCGGGACGGGCGCCGCCGUCGACCCUGUCCCGAAGCCGCCCCCCGACGAAGUGGCGCCCAAGCCUCAGCCGCUGCCUGAGGAGCCGGCCUCCGGCCAGCAGGGGGAGCUGUCUCCCAAACAGCUGAGCGACGACGCCGACGGCUCCCCUGCGAGUGCCAGCGAGAUGCCCGUCCCGCUGCCGAGGAAGAUUAACACGGGAAAGACCAAAGCCAGGCGGGUGAAGACCAUCUAUGACUGUCAGGCGGACAACGACGACGAGCUCACCUUUGUGGAGGGCGAGGUCAUCAUCGUGACUGGAGAGGAGGACCAGGAGUGGUGGAUCGGGCACAUCGAAGGGCAGCCGGAGAGGAAGGGGGUCUUCCCCAUGUCUUUCGUGCACAUUCUGUCCGAAUGACCCCGGGGGCCGGGCAGGUGUGAGGCCCCUCCCUCUAGCACAAGCUCCGCCCCACUUCGGCCUCGCACGAGACUGAGGGCGCCACCCCUGUACAUAGCCGCUGUCGCAAACCAGAAAAACGAAAAAAACGAAAACGGUAACUAAGAAGAAGCUUGCCCCGGCUUACCUCGCCGAAGAUGGCGAAGUACAUGCGUACUGUAUAUAAACCGCGUUACCCCGUCUUUUACCAGUAUUAUCAUAGCCUUGGAGCCCGGUAAGCCUUACUGGGUUUGCUGUAGCCAUCCUUGGAAUCUAGCACUUACUAUACAUCUCCGUCGAUGCUGUUACCGUAUGUAUGUGUAUACAUAUAUUUAUGUAUGUAUAAACUUGUUAGUGUGUAUAUAUAUAUAUAUAUGCUCACAUAUGUGUGUACAGACAUACAUAUGUUCAUGUAUGUAUUUAUGUACAUAUACAUGUGCGCACACAUGAUUCCCUGCCUGCUAAGAGAGGCGGUCUUAUUCCAAUUGUAUCCAUGUUAGCUCGACUGUUUACCGUCAGAAUCAUCUCUUUGUUGUCCUGGAAACCUCGGAAGCUCUGGCGAAGGCAAUUACGUUAGGAGCAGAUUAAUGUAUCGGUCCUACAUUCUCUCUGUAAGGGGAGCACUUGACUGGGAAGCAAAGUAAAUGUUUUUUUUUUUUUUUUUUUUUUUUUAAAUAUCUUAAAUCUUCCUACAGUGGCACGUUGAAGGAUGAAAUAUAUAUUCAUUAAGUCGAUCCUUAAUUGCUUGUUUAGUAUUAAAAAAAAAAAAAAUUUGUGAAGUUAAGCUCACAUUCUCAGCGGCGGC